AUGAGCGACAACACCUACGUAGCGCCGCUUCAUCCUCGUCCCGGGGACCGAUCGCGCGAGGAUGGUCGAGAGUUCAAGUUGCUGCACUUCAUCUAUGAUCAGCCCAACCGAGACGAGAUCCAGGGCAACCCCCAGAAAGUCUUAGAUCUUAUCGACGAGUUUGCGCAGACAUAUCACUUCAUGAACAUCGGACCGGACAAGGGCAAGUUUAUCACAGAGAUCAUCGCCGAGCGCAAGCCUGAGGUCAUGAUUGAGCUCGGUGGUUAUGUCGGGUACUCUGCCAUUCUCUUCGGCGAUGCCGUGCGCCGGGCCGGUGGAAAGCGAUACUAUAGUCUCGAACUGAACCCCGAGUAUGCCGCCAUUGCGAACAUGCUACUGGACCUUGCCGGUCUGCGCGACUUUGUGCGCAUUAUAGUCGGUCGCAGUGAUCUGUCCCUGCACAAGCUGUUCAGCAGCGGCGAGGUCAAGCAGGUGGAGGUGCUAUUCAUUGACCACUACAAGCCUGCCUACACCACCGACUUGAAGCUCUGUGAGCAGCUGGGCAAGAUUGUGCCAGAGGUGUCGGUCGUGAUCGCGGACAACGUGCUGUACCCCGGCAACCCGCCUUAUUUAGAAUAUGUCCGCAGUACGGUGGAGCAGAAGCGCGAGGCGGCUAAGAAGGGCCCUGAACGGACGUACAACAAAGAGGGCAUUCCGGACAGGACCGUGCAGUCCUUCCUCGGCGCAGAUGCGACCCCUCAGUUCGACAUAAUCGGCAACCCGAACCUCGUCUACGAGAGCAAACUCGUGAAGCCGGAAACCACCAGGGAUGCUAUCGAGGUAACCCGAUGUGUGGGGGUACAAGAGUAG
Molecule: messenger RNA, 849 nt
Organism: Aspergillus japonicus CBS 114.51
Lineage: Eukaryota; Fungi; Ascomycota; Eurotiomycetes; Eurotiales; Aspergillaceae
Product: O-methyltransferase
Exons: 3
Coding region: 1-849 (282 amino acids)
Molecular function (GO): O-methyltransferase activity
Source: RefSeq, a predicted model, not a curated record